This is a messenger RNA of Labeo rohita (rohu), 7853 nucleotides long. It is a transcript of the gene scn4aa, whose product is annotated as sodium channel, voltage-gated, type IV, alpha, a. The coding region runs from base 243 to 5735 and encodes 1830 amino acids. Gene Ontology annotation, biological process: sodium ion transmembrane transport; membrane depolarization during action potential; neuronal action potential. The record is from RefSeq and is a predicted model, not a curated record. Gene Ontology annotation, molecular function: voltage-gated sodium channel activity; protein binding. Gene Ontology annotation, cellular component: voltage-gated sodium channel complex; axon; plasma membrane. The transcript is spliced from 26 exons. Lineage: Eukaryota; Metazoa; Chordata; Actinopteri; Cypriniformes; Cyprinidae.
UAUGUAAGAGUUUUUCCAGAGAUGAUCCUCUAUACCUGCGGCUCAAUCUCAGGUUUCAUUCAAGACGUUUAUGCGUCAGCAACAGCUGUCCUGGAGCUCGCGCUGGCCCUGGGUAAGAGAGACAGACUUCAGCUGGAAGGAAGACCAAAGACUGAAGGUUUUUUGGAAAUAUUAACCUCACUGUGACAGGAGCUUGGGUGUAGAGAUUCCCCGUUGAGGUGGUAUCUCUUCGCGAUGCCAAGAUGGCAAGCCUGCUCCCUCCCACAGGCACCGACGUCUUCCACCGAUUCACCCCAGAGUCGCUGGCGGAGAUCGACAGGCUCAUCCAGGAGAGGAGCACCAGGGAGGAUGUAGAGGGGGUUGAGGAGGAACCACAGGCCCCGAGCAGUGAUCUGGAGGCAGGAAAAUGCCUGCCAAUGAUCUAUGGCGACCCACCAGAGGAUCUCCUCAACACUCCUCUGGAGGACAUAGACCCCUUCUAUAAAACAAAGAAAACUUUUAUUGUCGUAAGUAAGGGAAACACAAUCUACAGGUUCUCUGCUGAACCAGCGCUGUUUUGUAUCAGUCCUUUUAGUCUUGUCAGAAGAGGAGCCAUCAAAAUUCUUAUACAUUCAUAUUUUAGUAUGUUCAUCAUGAUCACCAUCCUGUCCAACUGCGUGUUCAUGACAAUGAGUAACCCUCCAGCCUGGAGUAAAACUGUCGAGUAUGUUUUUACUGGUAUAUAUACCUUUGAAGCAACAAUCAAAGUUUUGUCUCGAGGCUUCUGCAUCGGACCUUUCACAUUCCUCCGUGAUCCAUGGAACUGGCUUGAUUUCAUGGUGAUCAGCAUGGCGUACAUCACAGAGUUUGUAGACCUUGGUAAUGUGUCAGCACUGAGGACAUUUCGUGUGCUUCGAGCUCUCAAAACAAUCACAGUUAUUCCUGGUUUAAAAACCAUUGUUGGGGCUUUGAUUCAGUCUGUCAAGAAGAUGGUAAACGUAAUGAUUUUGACCCUUUUUGCACUGGCUGUAUUUGCCCUCAUUGGCCUGCAGCUGUUCAUGGGAAAUCUACGUCAUAAGUGCAUCCGUUGGCCCAUUCUCAACAGCACCAUCUUUGAUGACUACAACUCCACCAUGGUCAAUGACACCGUUCUCAACAUCACAGAUACUUUCGAUUUCAAAGCGUACAUAGACAAUGAAGAAAACCAAUACUUUCUGGAAGGAAGUUUAGAUGCUUUAUUAUGUGGUAACAGCUCUGAUGCUGGGAGGUGCCCAGAGGGUUACACAUGUAUGAAGGCUGGACGAAACCCAAACUAUGGCUACACCAGCUAUGACACCUUUGGCUGGGCGUUUCUCGCCCUCUUCAGACUCAUGACUCAGGACUAUUGGGAGAAUCUCUUUCAGUUGACCCUUCGUGCCGCUGGAAAGACCUACAUGAUCUUCUUUGUGGUGGUUAUCUUCCUGGGCUCCUUCUACCUCAUCAAUCUGAUCUUGGCUGUGGUUGCGAUGGCAUACGACGAGCAGAACGAAGCAACCUUGGCUGAAGCUCGUGAGAAAGAAGAGGAGUUUCAAAGAUUACUUGAGCAACUCAGGAACCAAGAGCAAGAGGCAGGCAGUAAAGCAUCGUUGGCCAGCCAGACUACGCAAAGUCGAGCGUCAAGCAGGACGGGUUCCCUGCACAGUCUCGCUGGUGAUGAUGUAAUAAAGGACUGUAAUGGCCGAAUAGUGCCUCGCCUCGUCGUCAACAGAGCCUCCUCUAGCAAAGAGUUAUCCGCUGAAGAGGAUCACAAGUCCAUGAGCUUCAAACACAGCAUGCAGUACCUGGAACAGCCCAAAGUCUCCAAGAGAACAGCUAGUGCUAUCAGUGUGCUCACUGCAACUAUGGAGGAGUUGGAAGAUGCUCAGAGGCCUUGUCCCCCUGGCUGGUAUAAGUUCGCUGAUAUUUUCUUUAAAUGGGACUGCUGCGGUCCCUGGAUCAUAUUUAAGAAGUGGGUUCAUUUCAUAGUGAUGGACCCAUUUGUGGAUCUUGGUAUCACCAUCUGUAUUGUGCUCAACACACUUUUCAUGGCCAUGGAGCACUACCCCAUGAGUCUGCAUUUCGAACAUGUUCUCUCAGUGGGCAACUUGGUAUUUACAGGAAUCUUCACAGCUGAAAUGGUGUUCAAGCUCAUUGCAAUGGACCCCUACUACUACUUCCAGGUGGGCUGGAAUAUUUUUGACAGUAUCAUUGUAACACUCAGCCUGGUGGAGUUGGGACUGGCCAAUGUUCAGGGAUUGUCCGUGCUCAGGUCCUUCCGUUUGCUACGUGUCUUCAAACUGGCUAAAUCUUGGCCCACCCUUAACAUGCUGAUCAAGAUCAUCGGCAACUCAGUAGGUGCCCUGGGGAACCUAACGCUUGUCCUGGCCAUCAUCGUCUUCAUCUUCGCCGUGGUAGGCAUGCAGCUUUUCGGCAAGAGCUACAAGGACUGCGUUUGCAAGAUCUCUGAGGACUGCGAGCUGCCCCGCUGGCACAUGAACGACUUCUUCCACUCUUUCCUCAUCGUCUUUCGGAUCUUGUGUGGAGAGUGGAUCGAGACCAUGUGGGACUGUAUGGAAGUGGCAGGAGCGGCCAUGUGCUUGAUAGUCUUCAUGAUGGUCAUGGUCAUUGGAAACCUUGUGGUACUGAACCUGUUCCUGGCCCUGCUGCUCAGCUCCUUCAGCGGGGACAACCUGUCUGGAGGUGAUGAUGAUGGUGAGAUGAACAACCUUCAGAUCGCCAUUGGUCGCAUCACCAGGGGUGUAGACUGGCUUAAAGCUUUCAUCUCCAGUAUGUUGCGACGGAUACUAGGAAAGAAACCACCUAAAAAUAAUGAGGAAGGAGGGGAAGGAGGCACAGAACUGUGUACUAUAAACCACCUGGAUGAGGGGAAAAUGGCAGAUGGCUUGACAAACUGUUUGCCUUCAACACUGACUGUACCUAUCGCUCGUUGUGAGUCUGAUGUUGAAGAGGAUGAGGACUCCAGUGAAUCUUCUGAUGAGGAGAAUGUAAAGGCCCCUGUUAAUGAUGGCGACUCCUCAGUUUGUAGCACAGUAGACUACCGACCUCCAGAACCAGAGCCUGAACCCGAAGAGGAAGAAGAACCAGAGCCUGAAGAACCAGAGUCCUGUUUCACAGAGGGUUGUGUUAGGCGAUUUCCAUGUUUGAAUGUCGACAUCACAGAAGGAUGGGGGAAAAAGUGGUGGAACCUUCGAAGAACAUGCUUCACCAUCGUCGAGCAUGACUACUUUGAGACCUUCAUCAUCUUUAUGAUCCUCCUUAGCAGUGGAGCACUGGCUUUUGAGGAUAUCAACAUUGAGCGCCGCAGAGUAAUCAAGACUAUCCUGGAGUAUGCUGAUAAAGUUUUCACAUACGUUUUCAUAGUGGAGAUGUUACUAAAGUGGGUGGCAUAUGGUUUCAAGACCUACUUCACUAAUGCAUGGUGCUGGCUGGACUUUCUCAUUGUAGAUGUGUCACUAGUCAGUUUAACAGCCAAUUUAUUGGGAUAUUCUGAGCUGGGAGCAAUCAAAUCUCUUAGAACGCUCAGGGCUCUUCGACCUCUUCGAGCCCUUUCAAGAUUUGAGGGAAUGAGGGUGGUAGUGAAUGCACUGGUUGGUGCCAUUCCCUCCAUUUUUAAUGUGCUGCUGGUGUGUCUGAUAUUCUGGCUCAUCUUCAGCAUUAUGGGAGUCAAUCUGUUUGCUGGAAAGUUCUACCAUUGCAUUAACACCACUACGGAGGAACGCUUCCCCAUGGACGUGGUCAACAACAAGAGUGACUGUAUAGCACUGAUGCACACCAAUGAGGCACGCUGGGUCAAUGUAAAGGUCAACUAUGACAACGUGGGAACCGGCUACCUCUCUUUACUGCAAAUCGCCACAUUUAAAGGCUGGAUGGAUAUCAUGUAUGCUGCAGUGGAUUCUAGAGAGGUGGAGGAACAGCCAUCAUAUGAGAUCAACCUUUACAUGUACCUAUAUUUUGUUAUUUUCAUCAUUUUUGGCUCCUUCUUCACUCUCAACCUCUUCAUUGGUGUCAUCAUUGACAACUUCAAUCAGCAAAAGGCCAAGUUUGGAGGGAAAGACAUUUUCAUGACAGAGGAACAAAAAAAGUACUACAAUGCCAUGAAGAAGCUGGGUUCCAAAAAACCUGCAAAACCUAUCCCUCGGCCAUCGAAUGAGAUCCAGGGUGUGGUGUUUGACUUCAUAACAAAACAGUUCUUUGACAUCUUUAUCAUGGUGCUUAUCUGCCUCAAUAUGGUGACCAUGAUGAUAGAGACAGAUGACCAGAGUCCUGAGAAAGAGGAUAUCCUGUACCAGAUCAAUUUGGUCUUCAUCGUCAUCUUCACAGGAGAAUGCAUUCUUAAGAUGUUUGCGCUCAGACAUUACUUUUUCACUAUUGGCUGGAACGUCUUUGAUUUUGUUGUGGUCAUCCUUUCUAUAGCAGGUCUGAUGUUAUCAGACAUCAUUGAGAAGUACUUUGUGUCUCCCACCUUGUUCCGUGUCAUCCGGCUCGCCAGAAUCGGCCGUGUGCUGCGUCUCAUCAGAGGGGCAAAAGGCAUUAGGACUCUUUUGUUUGCCUUGAUGAUGUCACUUCCCGCCCUCUUCAACAUCGGAUUGCUUCUGUUCCUCAUUAUGUUCAUCUUCUCCAUCUUUGCCAUGUCUAACUUUGCCUAUGUGAAAAAGCAGGCAGGCAUCGACGACAUCUUCAACUUUGAAACAUUUGGCGGCAGCAUCAUCUGCCUGUUUGAGAUCACAACCUCAGCAGGCUGGGAUGGGCUUCUGCUGCCGAUUCUUAACAGCGGCCCUCCAGAUUGUGACCCUGACUUUGAGAACCCUGGUACAGAUGUUCGGGGUAACUGUGGGAACCCUGGCAUGGGCAUCAUGUUUUUCUGCAGUUACAUCAUCAUGUCUUUCCUGGUGGUCGUGAACAUGUACAUUGCUAUCAUUCUCGAGAACUUCAAUGUUGCUCAGGAGGAGAGCGGAGACCCGCUCUGCGAGGAUGACUUUGAGAUGUUCGACGAGACGUGGGAAAAGUUUGACACUGAUGCUACGCAGUUCAUCGAUUACAACCGCGUGUUUGACUUCGUCGAUGCUUUGCAGGAGCCUUUGCGAAUUGCCAAACCCAAUCGCCUCAAACUAAUCACCAUGGAUCUGCCCAUUGUAACCGGCGACAAAAUACACUGUCUGGAUAUUCUUUUGGCAGUUACCCGUGAGGUUCUUGGUGACACGAUUGAGAUGGCUGCCAUGAAGGAGAGCAUCGAAGCCAAGUUCAAAAUGAGCAAUCCCACAUCUGCCUCGUUUGAGCCCAUCACCACCACACUCAGGAGGAAAGAGGAAGAGCGUGCAGCCAUCGCGGUUCAACGAACAUACCGUAGGCAUCUCCUCAAACGUGCUAUCCGCUAUGCCUGCUUCAUGCAUCGUUCAAAGCGGAAAGUUAGGAGUAAAGACGAUGGCGAACCUCCUGAAACCGAAGGGUUGAUUGCAAGGAAAAUGGAUGCCCUAUAUGGCAGCAAUCCAGAACUCGCCAUGGCUCUUGAGCUGCAGGCUAGGCCAAUGCCCCCUAGUGCACAGCCACCCAACCCCACCACAGUCACACAACACAGAGUAUCAGUAACCUACCCUCGACCACAUGGACAACUCAUAUUACCAGUAGAGCUCACAAGUGAAGUGAUCCUCCGGUCCGCACCCACGACGCAUGGCCUUUGCAGUUCAGAGAAUGCAACAAUAAAAGAGUCAAUAGUAUAGCUGGUGGACAAUGACUAUGGACUGAGAAUAAUCCUUGUAAUGUAAAACGGAGUAUCACCUGCACACACUGAACAACGUAUGCUCCAAAAAAAAAAAGAUGGCUGAAAGGAUUACACAGGACUGCUACAGUGUGACAGCAUUGGAAUGCUAUUUCUUGGGGAGUACUGUUUUUUAUUAUUUAAACUUUUGUAAAGACCUGUUUUAUUUAGAAUUCAUUUUAUUUGUUCCCAAUUAGAAAUGUCCUAGUAUAUUUGUCAUGAUGUAGCCAAGUUCUUAUGCCCUUAUACGUAUAUAUGUUUGCGGUCACGCAGUUAGAGUUUUUUCUAAAUUUUCCCUGUUAUAGCGCCACCAAGUGGCUAAGUGGCGCAAUUUUUUUUCAUGUGACCUCAGAUUGAGCCCAUACACAAAUGUACCAAAUUUGGUCCAUAUAUCUCAUUCAGCCCAAGAGUUAUAGCCAUAUAGGUAAAAGUGGACACUCCCAGUUUGAACUUUUGGUGCCAUCUUGGGAAUGAGCUGAAAGUUAAACUUUUUUUAAAUAAUCAUUGAUAUUCAGCCUCCAGAUAAUCUUUCUGCACUGGUUUGGUUCCUUUCGGGUGAAAAACCUGGGACUUUUGUUUGCAGAAGUGAGUUUUGGAAGAAAAAAAAUUCUAAUAUGGUGGAAAAAAGUUCAUAGUUUAUCCCCUGCACAUUAAUACCAAGCAAUUCUACUGUAUACAAAGCUUAAAGCACAAUUUUCUCAAUAAGCUUGGAUUUUACAGGCUCAUCAUAGUCUUAAACGCACCUUGUCUUAAAUAAUCUUUUGCAUACUUGUUGCAAGUUGUAUCAGUAUUUAUUGCUCCCGGACAAUUAAUAAUUAGUUUUUAAAAAUUCUUUCCAAUAAUCAAAAAAGUUCCUACAGUAUUUAUAAACACUUAUCACUGGUAAAAACUACUAAAAACAUUGUUAUUGACUUUAACAUGUCCCAGAGUCUGUUUAGUCUACUGAACUAUUUAUAAUCUCAGUUUGUUUACCAGUUUACAGCAGAAUGGAGGAAUGAGUAGAACAGAAACUGAUCCUGUACAGUGGGGUGUAUGGAGGCACUUUAAGCAGAAUGUGCCACUAUGAAAAACACAUACAGUGCAGCUGUAGUGCCGAGUGAUUGUACUAUACAUUUUUUUAAAUAUAUUGUAAAUUAUAACUUGAAGCACUGAAACCAUAGUGUAAUUGUAGCAUGUCCUUUUAUUGCCCUGGUAGUCAAAACAUUUAGAUUUUCACUUGUGAUUAUUUAACUAAUAUGCUAAAAAUCUACCAAGCCUGAAAAGUAAAUGCAGUUUUCAUGUUCUCAUGUUCUUAUUCAGAAGAUAUCAGUUAAAUAAAAAAAAACUAGUUUGAAUAACCCCAAUUCACAAUUCUUACCUAAUUUAUCUGUAGCUGAAAUUUGUAUUUAUUACUGGAGAUAUGGUUGUGAUGUUUACACCUUCCUUUAAAUUCCUUUCAUUAAAUUAUUGAAUAAUAAAAUUUUUAAUUUGUCAUUUUAAAACAUUUUCAGUUAAUGCUACCCCAAAAACAUACAGUGUUUUAGUACCUGUGAGUCAUAGCUUAACAUUUUAUGUAUUAGAGAUAUUUAAUAAUGGAUUUCCUCUGAAGUCUUAAUGUGACUGCAAAUGUCUUAUUUCUUAAAACUCAUAAAUUAAGCACUUUUAAGAUAUUUAUAUUUACCUCUUGUAUAGUUUUUAGAUUGGGUCUCUCAUUACCAAAAAAAAGCAUAGUUUACUGUAUGUUCAAAUGAGAAUUUAUUUUAUUGAGAAAAAAAAAUCUCAUGAGCUUGUAUGUAAUCUGUGUGCCGUUUUGUGCACUUUUGGUUUCAUAUUGAUAUUGUUAAUAUGCAUAUAAUUUUCUAUUGUUUACAUUUUUAUCAAGGAGAGAGAGACAUUGCAGUGCUUUAGCUUUUGCUUGCCUUUAUUUGCCUGUAUAUACACUUUGCAGAUAGAAGCGUAUUUCUCAGAUGCUGUCUUUUUCUUUGUAUCACCACUUGACAACAUUUAAUUCAAUGUGCAUUCAUAGAAUAAAUUUGAUAAGAUAAAUUUGUCUCUUCAUGCUUUAAAGGUUAGUAUUGCAUCUCAGAUUGCAGUUCUUCAG